AUUCUCAAUUAGGUAGCAAUCUACUACAAGGACACGGAGGAUGGAAAAUUUUGAUCGAGUCAUGGAGCAGAUCGGAUUCGGCAAGGUGCAUCUGUUCGCCCUGCUGACUCUCGGCCUGCUCCAGAUGCUGACCUUUACGGAAACAAUGGGCAUGUCGGGUGUAGUCGCUCCAGCAUCAGUGUGUGAUAUGCGUAUGACACAGAUGCAAAUGGCUGCAUUGACGGCCGCCACCUUAAUGGGCAUCAUUUGUUCCUCUUACUUCUGGGGCUACAUCACCGACAAGAAGGGACGACGCUGGACUCUGUUGCGGACAAUCACCAUGAGCACCGUGUGCUCGAUUACCUCGAUGUUUAUGGUCAACUUCCCCUGCUUCUUCCUUAUGAGAUUUUUUACUGGAGUUUUUGUGGCAGGUCCAAGCUUCGUAGCGGUCACCUACCUGUCCGAGUUCUUCCCCAGGGCGCUCCUGUCUCGUGUCAUCACCCAUAUGUUCAUGUUCACCGGCUUUGCCAUGAUGUUUUGCCCAGGAAUGGCGACACUUUUUCUCACGUCAGGACAUAUUGAUUUUGAGGUGCAAUUAGUGGGCAGUCUGGUCUGGCGGCCCUGGCGAAUGUUGGGCUGCGUUUACGUCUUGCCCGGAAUAAUUGCCUUAAUCCUGCUACUGUUUAUGCCAGAGAGCCCCAAGUUCCUCUUCAUGAUCGGUGACACCCAUAAGGGUCUAAAAGUGGUGGAGUGGAUCUCUAUGAAAAACACUGGGCGUCCUCUUACACCAGAGCAAAUUGUCCAGCUACACAGUUUUCAGAACUUUGCGCAGGUAAAGCGUCAAAAGUCGGAUCAACAUAUCCUACGGGCGAUGGUGAGUGACGCGAUGCCCUUGUUCCGGAAACCCUAUUUAGGGAAUUUGAUAAGCGCCUGCUUGGUUAUGUUUAUCUCGGGCAUGAUAACCAACGGCCUAGGAAUUUGGUACACAGCCAUGCGGAAUCGCGCCAACAUGCGCAGAGGUGACAAGAGUGGCAUGUCCUUAUGCCAGAUACUUUUCGUACCCGACCUGGGCUUGAUUUUGGAGCCCGAAAAAGACCUUGAAGUGAUCUGCAACGACGAUUUCAAGGGCUUCAACGACUCUUUCGUUAUGGGCGCCCUCAACGUUUUGAUGUACAAUCUUUGCUGGUUGUUGCUUUGUAAAGUCCCCAGAAGGUGGAUUUUUAUAGUCAGCAUCCUGAUCACCUCGACGAGCGGGUGCUUGUUGGUCUUCGUGCUGACCAGUUGGCUGCAGCUCGUCACAUGCAUCCUGCUUUUGGGCUUGCCUGGGGUGGUACUAAGUUUGCUAGGUGGCGCUCUUCUGGAGGACGUGCCCACCUACCUUCGCGCCAAGGCAAUGUGCAUCUGCCUGAUGUGGGCUCGGUGUGGCGCAGUGGUGGGCACAAUUACAACCGGAAUGUUCAUCCAUCACUACUGCGCGCAAUAUCUGUUACUGAUCUCCAUCAUGCCCCUGGUUGCCGCUUGCUUUGAAAGCUACUUACCGUUCAGGUUCUAAAAGAUACGUUAUUCUUCAAGAUGAAUAUGCCGAGAAGUAGACUGCAAAAUCUUGACAAUGACAAGCAAAAGAGAAUUGCUUUUUAAAAGGAAAUGUUAUUUUUUUGUAGGAGAACUUAAAGUUUAUGUCUUAUAUAUACUGAACCCGAAAAUUCUCCCUAGUUAAGCUUGUCCAGAGUUCGGGAACCCCAAGAUUUAAUGAUCUAUUUCAGAGAAAGGUAGGUACUAUAUUUAGGUAACAAGUGGAGUAUAAAUAAAUUAAACUUAGGACUCAGCACUCAGUGACCCAUACAAAAAGCUUUUAUAGAGUUUAUUUUUUUUUUUAAUUUCAUGAUUCUAUAAUUUUAAGCCUGUAUGGAAAAAUUAUGAAUAGUGUUACUAACAAGUAAAUCCCCAAUUUCAUCGAAAAUUGAAUAUUUUUCGAAAAGAAACACAACUAUUUGAUCAUUGCACUUU
Drosophila bipectinata is the source of this 1986-nucleotide messenger RNA. RefSeq names its product synaptic vesicle glycoprotein 2C-like. Gene Ontology annotation, cellular component: membrane. The record is from RefSeq and is a predicted model, not a curated record. Gene Ontology annotation, biological process: transmembrane transport. Gene Ontology annotation, molecular function: transmembrane transporter activity. NCBI's taxonomy places the organism in Eukaryota, Metazoa, Arthropoda, Insecta, Diptera, Drosophilidae.